Messenger RNA from Ornithorhynchus anatinus (platypus), 2890 nucleotides. It is a transcript of the gene IQCM, whose product is annotated as IQ motif containing M. The coding region runs from base 400 to 1740 and encodes 446 amino acids. Gene Ontology annotation, molecular function: protein binding. NCBI's taxonomy places the organism in Eukaryota, Metazoa, Chordata, Mammalia, Monotremata, Ornithorhynchidae. The transcript has 21 exons. The record is from RefSeq and is a predicted model, not a curated record.
GUCUACUGGAGCCAAGUGAAUAGCAAACUCUUGGGGGAGUCCAGAGAAAUUUUUGCCCUAAAGAGCCAGGCAUGAACAGCCAGUAGGGUUGCUUUGCCUAGCUGAUUACACACAGCCCUUAUGCAUUCACAGUGUCACCUCUACAACCCCGAGACUGCUCAAAACUGACUCCAGUCAGAGGCUGUCAAUCCUCUUGCCUGACUCCAGCUGGUUUCAUCCUUCCUUUUGUGGCCUUUCCUCCAUCAUCCCCUUUAUCAGGCAGCAGGAUACAACUACACUCCUGGUUAAAGUAUUUCUAGCAGUGAAGACCUGAAAAAGGAAUCUCCAUAUUCACUUCAUUUAAGAGGUGAAAGCACAUUGCCCUUCACUAUCUGAGAAAGAUCAGCUGCAACUCAGGCCAUGUCCUUUCCAAGGAUCUAUUUCUCCAAAGAAUCUCAUGUGGAUUCUCCACAACAGCAUCAUGUCGAUAUUCCCAAGUAUCCCCCUUCACACCACUCCUCCAAGACCUCAAAACUGGGGAAGCCACCUCUGGAUUAUUCCUUGGAAGAAAACCCAGUUUAUCUAGGUGAAGUACUGGCCAUAAUUGAAUCAGUGAGUAAAGAAAUGGAACAAGAAAAAAGACAACAGUGUGGAUCUAACAGAAUUUCAGAGUUAAUCAGCUUUUCCUCAACCUCUCCUGGACUGUUCCCAUGGCCAACAACUGCUGAUGUUCCUUGGCUGAAAAACAGAGGGUUAUCAGACCAAGAUGGGAAAGAACCUAUAUCAUGGAAAUCUUUUCGUUCAGCUUACAGAGGAAAAUAUUCUAGCAUGUCUCAGCAGUCAUCAGUAUUAAUGCAACUGUACAAUGAGAUCCCAAAACCUAAGAGAGAAAACAAGCCAGAUUCCAAGAAAAAAGAGAAGAAACCUAGGCACAAAUCAGUUUUCUUGAAAAUUGAUAGUAAAGUCAAAAGAAUUGGGCCACACUUAGAUAUCUACGAAGCCUUCCAAAGUCACAAGAAGAAACUUAGCAACAAAAGUGCCACGAAAGCAGCCACCUGUAUUCAGCGCUAUGUCCGAGGGUGGCUAGAACGUAGAAGGCUGAAAAGAUUAAUGAUCAAGGCUACAGAUCAUGGCCCAUCUCUUCGAGCACUGAUAAAAUCAUACCGUAAAAUGAUGCAUCGCAUUCAGCGUCGAUCUGGCAUCCGCAGACCGCGUACAUACCUCUCCUUUCUAGAGUUAGAGGAAUGGAUGGACAAAAAAAAAUAUUAUGAAACUAUGUUUUUCAAGAGGGAAUUUUGGCAAGCGAUGGAUAGAAGUGAGCUGCCUACGUAUUUCAGAGACUGUGGUCAUUUUCCAACCCAACAACAGAUAGACGAUACCUGGUUCCUGGUCCACACUAAUCUCAGUGAAGCCACAAGUGACCAAAUUAGAAAGGCCAAAGCAGUUGAAAUGGUGUUCACCCUCUAUCCUCCCACUGGGGCCCAUGUAAGCUGUACUUGGGCCCCUCGAUCUACGUGGAUGAGACCUAUAGUUGAAGGAGAAGAAGGGUAUGAAUACUUGGGUAUCACGCUGGAGUUGAAAAGCUAUGUUUGUCAGAACAAUAGAAAAGAAUGGCUAAGAACAAAGAAUGCCAUUCAGAAUCCAACCAAUAUUGUGCUGCAACAGGAUGCUCGUAGAAUCAUUUUGCUGGCUAUCCUCUUUGCCGGUUAUCCUUUUAAUGACUACUGGGACAGAUACACUUCUCAGAUAUUCUUCGGUUGAAGAUGAAAAUUUCUAAAACUGAAGUGGACUUUCCAAAGUAAAAGCCGGAGAGAGACACCACAGGCAUCGGAGCCAGCGAGGGUGUGUGUGAGGCAGGUGGGGAGAAGAAGGAGGAAGAUGGACAUCGGGACAACCCACCGCCAGAGGAAUGGCCCGGAUCGCGUUUUCCGGGACUAUUUGGAAAUCCUGCUAACGUCCGUGCUUAGGUCGGUAAUGAGAUACGUGCUGGAGUUCACAGGAUCAGCGGCAGCACAGUGGUCUGGCCACACUGCACAGUCCAAAACUUCCUGGAAUGAACAUCAUCAGUACGGCUGAUUUUGCGAUUGGACUGAAAAUUCUAGUCACCACCCAGCCCCAUUAUGUCUGCCUCAGCUGAAGGGUGACAGUGGGCGGUGGUGACAGGUGGAAACCAGCGGCCACAGCAGCUACGCACCUGAGUCAGAAUUGGACCUUCCAAGCCAGCGAUGGGAUUUCCUGGCCCAACCCGGUGACAUUUUUCCAGCUCCAUCAAAAACUCUCAUCAGCAUUCCAGAAGGACCAGUUUGGCCAAGCUUCCGUAGGUUACAGUAUCCUCUAUAUUACCUUCAACCAAACACCGCAUUUGAUACAACCACCCCCCAAGGCCAAACAUUAAGACAGAGAAUUUCAUUGGAAGACCUCUAAAUGCACCACUCGAACUGAACAAUUUAUAAUUAUUCCUUUUUCAUUUCUCCUGUCGAAAGCAGAAUUAAGUCGUGACCAGAGAGAAAACGGGUUGCUGAUUAAUCCACGUGGACUGUCAUCCAACAGAUUUAUAAUGAAGCAUGACCAGAAUUGCAGAGAGCACAGGAGAACAUCCUUGGGGAACGUCAGGUAUCUCCAUAUUCCCUUGGAAAACCACAGCUUGAGAUUCCUUAAUAGCAUAUUCAUGGGAUGGGAGGAGAGGAUUGGAGGAAAAAAAUGUUAUGAAAAGUGACCGGACAGCUACUGUAGCUAGAAGGUGGCACACCUUAGAGAACAGAGGGUCCUCCUUGCAAAUUCCAAAGACACCAAGGAAUCCAACUCAUGGAGAUCUGGCAACAGACACACCUAAUAAAUGCAUGAAUCAGUGAAAACAGUGAAUGAUGACUUCUUACGUGAACGAAUAAAUUAUCAAGUCAUUAUUGCAGAA